AAUUAUUUACGUUCUUGAACGCAACUCCAAACUUCUGCUCCAGAUGAAUUUUCUUCGCUAUAGGCAGACAUAGAGCUUGCGACUGAGAAUUAUAGUAAAGCUCAAGAAUUUCUUUGCCCAAUUGGGGAAACCUAAACAAGAGCAGCCCCAAUUCAACCUUCUUCCAUUCGAAUUAAUUUUUUUGCCGAUUUACCGGCCACGCGAUUCCGAUGAGUUUGGGCCAAUCUAGGAAUGCUGCUCUUCCGCUGCUGAAUCUUGUGAAGCUAAAAGGAGUGCCCAUUUUGCAGCAACUGCAUCUGGAAGAACGCCUGCUACGAACUUCAUCCCAUAAUUGGUGUAUCAUUAAUGACGGAACAGACACACCCACCGUUGUUAUGGGUAUCUCUGGCAAUCCUACUGAACUUCUUGAAAUCAAUUCUGUUUUACGAGACAAGAUACCGGUUAUCAAAAGGUUUACUGGUGGAGGUACUGUAAUAGUUGAUCAUGGGACAAUAUUUGCAACUUUUAUAUGCAAUAAGGAUGAUGUUCCCAACGUACAACCGUAUCCCCGACCUAUCAUGUCAUGGAGCAGCUUAUUAUACAGUAAGGUGUUCCAAGGAGUUGGGGAUUUCUACCUUCGUGAAAAUGAUUAUGUAUUUGGCGACCACAAGUUUGGUGGAAAUGCUCAGUCUAUAACAAAGAACCGGUGGAUCCAUCAUACAUCUUUUCUAUGGGACUUCGAGGUCUCUAACAUGGCAUAUCUGAGUCUUCCAAAGAAGGCCCCUGAUUACAGACAGGCAAGAGACCAUUUGGACUUCAUAUGCCGCAUGAAGGACUACUUAUCCCGGUCACAAUUCAUCAACCGGACCAUCAAUGCAGUCAACUGCCAUUUUUCCGUGAGAUCAAUGGAGCUGGAAGAAGCCGAGCUUUUGUGUGACAUGAAAUUUUCGCCUUCUUCUAGGCUACUUGAAAUGCAAGAAUUGGAGGAGGCAGUUCUUGAGUCCCAGCCUGAGAACCCCAUUUUGCAGUCAUUGUGAUUUUUCAUCUUUCAUAUUUUAGCAAAUAAAUGUUGUAAAUUUAGAACCUUUUGAGGUCCAAGAUCCAACACAAUUUAUAUUAAAAUGUUCAAAAUAUCACAGAAAAUAAACACACACAAAAAUGCUACUACUUGGAGGAUGAAUUAGAACUUAGAAGGAAGAUGUGGAUAAAAAUGUUGUAUGUAGUACUCCUGUACAUUAAACAUUAAGGUCCCUUUUACAACACAAAAGCUCAAAUUCUUGAUCUGAA
Ipomoea triloba (trilobed morning glory) is the source of this 1266-nucleotide messenger RNA. Its product is annotated as putative lipoate-protein ligase A. The transcript is spliced from 4 exons. Lineage: Eukaryota; Viridiplantae; Streptophyta; Magnoliopsida; Solanales; Convolvulaceae. Gene Ontology annotation, biological process: protein modification process. Gene Ontology annotation, cellular component: mitochondrion. The record is from RefSeq and is a predicted model, not a curated record. The coding region runs from base 210 to 1016 and encodes 268 amino acids.